Paramecium tetraurelia is the source of this 2151-nucleotide messenger RNA. RefSeq lists its product as uncharacterized. The record is from RefSeq and is a predicted model, not a curated record. The transcript is spliced from 4 exons. NCBI's taxonomy places the organism in Eukaryota, Ciliophora, Oligohymenophorea, Peniculida, Parameciidae. Gene Ontology annotation, cellular component: nucleus. Gene Ontology annotation, molecular function: protein-lysine N-methyltransferase activity. Gene Ontology annotation, biological process: peptidyl-lysine monomethylation.
AUGAAAAGACACAGUAUAGGCAAACGAUUUCGCAAAGUCAAAGGUUUGCGCAAAUCUGAUCCCAAUGCAGUCGUUCCUGAAACACCGAAACAAUUGCAAGAUUACAUCGACAUAUUGACUUCGAAAGGUGUGUAGAUCAAUAAAGUUAAGUAUGCGAUCUUCUAAACCAAAAAUGGUCUAAAAUAUCCAGGUCUCGUUGCCUCUGAGAAGAUCUUGUCAAAUGAAACCCUAGUCUCAGUGCCAAGGGAUUUGCUACUAACUACAAGACAUGCAUUUGAAUCCCCUCUGAAACAGAUGUUUAUUGACCACCCACAAUACUUUAGCAAUUAGUUCCAAUCCUCAUGGGAAGAUCAUCAAUUAAUGGCAUUUAUCUUGUAUGAAUAUCAGAGAGGUCCUGAAUCUGAAUGGCAUCUACUAAUAUCUAAUUUGCCUCGAGACAUCGAUUACCUCGUUUUUUGGAGUCACGAAGAACAAGAGUUGUUGGAUGAUGAAAAACUAAUCAAAUUGGCCAGAAAACAAUACUCAGAAUUCUUACUUGAAUACGAAACUCUCAAAUGCAUCACUGAUAAAUAUCCACAACACUUCAAACCAGAAACUGUCACCUUAGAAAAUGCCAGAUGGGUCUACACACAUCUCGUCACCAGAUGUUUCGGCAAGUACUUAGCCUAUGUGACUAUGGUGCCUUUUUGCGAACUGUUUAAUCAUGAAUGCACAGAUGUAUUCUAUGAUUUUGAAUACAAUGCUGACAAUCCUCAUAAGAGUGAAGAGAGUGAAUAAACUCAAGUCAAAGAAUUGAAAGAAGACGAAGAAUUAUCAAUCACAUCCUCUGAGGGUUCCUAUCAUUCUGAAGAUGAGAUUAGUGAUUCGGAAUAUGUGACUGACACCUAUGAGUAAUUCAAAGAGUUUAAUUUCGAUGAUUUUAGUGAAUAAUCAACGUAGAAAUUUUAUGAGGAAUUCAGCAAGACUUUCGAUAUCAAACAAUUAGAAAAUGAGGAAGAAGAGGAAUUCAAUAAGAGAAUCAAAGAUUUGCAGGAUCAAUAAAUCAAAAUGAGGAAGGAUUUUAAUAUCAAGUUGAAUCUUCAAAGAGAAGUGUUCCUCUUGUCUCGAGAUUGCAAGACAUUUGUAUUCUAAAACAUCGAUUAUGGAGAUAACUAUUCCAUCUUCUUUAUCGGAUAGAUGUUCGCUAAAUUGGAUAAGUCUAUCUAAGAGUACAUCACUGGAGGCAAGGCUUACUUUAUGGCCAGAGAAGAUGUCAAAAGAAUCUAACUAACCUGCAACACUUACAGAAACAACUUGUACGCCUUUCAGAAGGAUGUCAUGAAAUAACCAAUCUAUCAAACCAGUUAUUUCCAAUAAAAAAGAGCCAAGGGACAAAAUCAAUCCAUGGACACCGUUGAACAAAUUCUAUCUCAACCUUUAGAUCCCGAUUGCGAAUAUUAUAAAUAGGUGUGGGAGAAGGAUAAGUUUGAUAGGUUUGUCAUGAAAGCAUCGAGCAAGGAUCAAUUUGACAAGGGAGCUUAGGUUUAUUUUUGUUAUGGCAGACUGUCCAAUAGAAUGAUGCUCAUGAGAUAUGGAAUGUCAUUAGAAUAUAAUAAAUAUGAUCAUGUGCAUUUGAGAAUCGAAUAUUUGAAAUAUCUAUAAAGCAAUGAAGCCAUCUGGUUGGUCCAUAAAUAUCAAAUAAGCAAAUUCAAAAAAUUCAAAUUAAAGCAUACUACCUUCCCUCUAGAUUUCAUUGUGUUUUGCAAAUCAAUCUAUUGGACUUUCAAUGUACAUUCUUUGGAUUCUUUUUUCAAGAUCUAAGAUCUAAAAUUAGAAAGAAAAGCAUUACAAUUAGCCUUAGAAAUAUUAGUUGAAGAAAUUUCUAAGUUUUCUGAUAAAUUAGAAGACAACGAGAAAUUAUUGCAUGACAACACAUUAGGAUAUCAUGAAUACUUUGCUGUUAUUUAUAGAUUGGAAAGACAGAGAAUUUAUCAUCACAAUAUUAAUCUUAUUAAAAUCUGUAUUGUUGUUAUUGACAGAAUGCUAGAUGGAGUGCCAUUUGAAUAAGCCACUGAAAAAACAUAAUUUGAUUUCGAUUAUUGCGAAACAAAUCGUAUUAUCUUAAAGAAAUAUUUUGAACAGAUGAAAUAUGCUCUUUAUUUACCUAAAUGA